This is a messenger RNA of Mugil cephalus (flathead mullet), 3433 nucleotides long. RefSeq names its product transmembrane protein 259 (gene tmem259). Gene Ontology annotation, biological process: response to endoplasmic reticulum stress; positive regulation of ERAD pathway. Gene Ontology annotation, cellular component: endoplasmic reticulum. NCBI's taxonomy places the organism in Eukaryota, Metazoa, Chordata, Actinopteri, Mugiliformes, Mugilidae. The transcript is spliced from 12 exons. The record is from RefSeq and is a predicted model, not a curated record. The coding region runs from base 526 to 2538 and encodes 670 amino acids.
GGUAGAGGACAGGGCCAUUGAGACACCUGGCAGUCAGGACUCAGGGCUAAGGCACCAUCUUAUCGGGGCAGCCUGGAAAUUGCCGUUAGCUUCGGUUAGCUUCAGCUAACAGCUGUUGGCGCAGGCGCAGCUCGGAUCCCAGUCCCGUGAAGAGUCAAACUUCUUCCUAUGGUCAGAGAGAAAUCGAACCCGCAAGCUAACGAGCUAACCGCUAACACCACCCUUCAACUAGUUUUAGCCGCUAGCUCCAGCAGCGACAUUUAUCCUAACGUAGCUACCGGCGCUAACGAAGCUAGCGGACGUGGCGGAGCUAGCGGGGCUAAAGAAGCUAACGGAGCUACCGGUGCUAACGACUCGCAGGUUCUGCGUAAAAACGAGACGGUGUCAUCGGCGACUGAGGAGAAACUAGUAGGUGUGAAGACGUCCAGGUGGACCAGGUGUCCCAGGUGGAGCUGAGCCAUGCUGACCUAGGACCAGCCCAGAGGGGUGAGUUAGUUCAGUGUGAGCCGUCCACAGACCGAGACCAUGUCAGACAACCAGGCCAACAACAACAACCACGUCCCCCUGAACAACAACAACAACAACAACAUGGGGCCCAACCGGAUCAGGAACCCCAACAUCAACCAGAACCCCCUCAUCAACGUCCGGGACCGCCUCUUUCACGCCCUUUUCUUCAAGAUGGCCGUCACCUACGCUCGCCUCUUCCCCCCAUCCUUCAGGAGAGUCUUUGAGUUCUUCGUCCUGCUCAAGGCCCUCUUCGUCCUCUUCAUCCUCGCCUACAUCCACAUCGCCUUCUCCCGCUCUCCCAUUAACUGCCUGGAGGUGGUGAGGGAGCGUUGGCCUCGUGACGGGAUCCUCAGGGUGGAGAUCCAGAGGAACUCAAGCCGAGCCUCCGUCUUCCUGCAGCACUACGACUCCUCGGCUCUUCAGGAGGAGCAGGAGGAGGAGGGAGUUGGACCAAUGGUGGCAGGACUCAGCCUGGCAGCGCUGCAGGACGAAGACGAGGACGAAGAAGAGAUGACGAUGGACAUGUUUGACAACAGUUCAGUGCAGUUUGAGCUGGACAUGGAGCCUCGUCUAAAGCCGUCUCUGAUUGGAGGAGGUGUUGGAGGAGGAGGAGGAGCCAACCAGACCACUAAAGGUAUGAAGAAGGAGGCGGAGUCUGAGCUGGAGAUGAUGACUAGAGCAGUGUGGCCUCAGGAGGAGUACAUUGUGGAAUAUUCUCUGGAGUACGGGUUCCUGCGUCUGUCUCAAAGCACCAGACAGAGACUCAACAUUCCCGUCAUGGUCGUCACUCUGGAUCCCAUGAAGGACGAGUGUUUUGGAGACGGCUUCAGUCGCUUCCUGCUCGAUGAGUUUUUGGGCUACGACGACAUCCUGAUGUCAAGCGUGAAGGCGCUGGCUGAGAACGAGGAGAACAAAGGGUUCUUGAGGAAUGUGGUGUCUGGAGAACAUUACCGCUUCGUCAGCAUGUGGAUGGCUAGAACCUCGUACCUGGCAGCAUUUGUCAUCAUGGUCAUAUUUACUCUGUCGGUGUCCAUGCUGCUCAGAUACUCUCACCACCAGAUCUUCGUCUUCAUCGUUGAUCUUCUCCAGAUGUUGGAGAUGAACAUGACCAUCGCCUUCCCAGCAGCCCCUCUGCUCACCGUCAUCCUGGCCCUAGUAGGGAUGGAGGCCAUCAUGUCGGAGUUCUUCAACGACACAACGACGGCGUUCUACAUCAUCCUCAUUGUGUGGUUGGCUGACCAGUACGACGCCAUCUGCUGCCACACCAACACCAGCAAACGCCACUGGCUGAGGUUCUUCUACCUGUACCACUUUGCUUUCUACGCCUAUCACUACCGCUUCAACGGGCAGUACAGCAGCCUGGCGCUGGUCACCUCCUGGCUGUUCAUCCAGCACUCCAUGAUCUACUUCUUCCACCACUACGAGCUGCCGGCCAUCCUGCAGCAGAUCCGGAUCCAGGAGAUGCUGCUGCAGAACCAACAGGCAGGUCAGAACCAGAACCAGAACCAGACCCAGGCCCUGCAGGACAACCUCAACAACAACAACAGUGCUGCUGGACCUGGACCUGGACCUGGACCUGGACCUGGACCCGGAUCUGCCGAUGCUCCCCAACCUGGACCUGGUGGCACCGCCCAGCCAGGGCCUCAGGCCGACCCCCAGCCCCCCCCCUCCUCUCCAGCAGCAGCAGGAGGAGCAGGAGGAGCAGGAGGAGGAGGAGGAGGAGAGGUGAGGGCGGAGCUGAACUGGGUCGCUCAGACAGCCGCCAUCAUCACUGAAUCUCUGUCCUCCUCCGGUGACUCAGGAGCAGGAGGAGCAGGAGGAGCAGGAGGAGGAGAAGAUUCAAAAGAUGUUUCAUCAGAAAUGAAACCUCCAGCACUAGGAGAUGGUUCUUCACCCACUCCUCCAAUCAGAGUGCUCCAGAUGUCAGGGGCGGGGCCAUCAGAGGCAGCCCCUCCAAAGACAGAGAGCCCCCCCCCACAGAGUCCAGGUACAGACUGCAGAUCACCUGAGCUAAGCUCCUCCCAGCUGUGACAUCAUCUCACCUGUCUGACACUGUGCCUCAGUCUCUCAGCUGAUUGAUCAGCUGAUCUCUGACCAGUCAGCUGAUCAGAACCAGACCUGCGUAGUCACACCUGCCUUUUAUUCGGAGUUUUAAACCAACAUCUAAUAAUUGAUCGUCAGCUGAUCUCCAAGUCGACGUGAUGGAGUCAAGAUGAUUGACAGAAUAAUUAAGUUUCUAUUUUAGUUUUUGUUUUUUUUGUUGUUGUGAAUUUUUGAUUCUGGUCCAAAAUGUUCAGAUUAAACUGUCAGAGAGAAAAAGUUUCAGACAAGUUUGUCCCAAAAAGACACAAGGAGGAGGAACCAGAAGGAUGUGGUCUCAAUCAGCUGAUUGGUUGGUUGGUUGAAUCUAGAAAUGUCAGAAAUGAGUGGAGGUGAUAAACAGGAGUUGAUUCAUGUUUCGCGUGAGUUGGACAUCUUGAGUAACAGCUGAUAAUGAAUCAUCUCUAAUUCAUUAAUUAAUUAACCCUCUCUCAGCCGAACCUGCAGACAGGAAGUACACAGAGAGCUCGUAACCAUGGUGACCAGUUAUUGUUGGUUCUGAUUGUUCUGAUUGUGACUGAAGCAGGAACUGGAUCAGAAACCUCCCCCUUGAUCACAUGAUCAGCUGAUCAGAGUUAAUCAAAGAAAUGAUAAUUAUAUAUUUGUUUACUGUUGUUGUGAAGGAGGCGGAGCCUGAGUGUGACUAAUCAGACAUGGACUGAACCAACCUGGUGGAUGGGGGGGUUUGGGAGGGUUUGGGGGUGGGGUUUCUUCUUGGUGCCUCUCUCCUGGAGGACUGUAUCCUCGAUAGUUGAUCUGAAGCCUGAACUCAUUAAACUGUAUCUAAGUGUCCAGUAAAACCAGUAAAACAUCAGCUGUUUGACAA